Solanum pennellii is the source of this 1518-nucleotide messenger RNA. RefSeq names its product kaempferol 3-O-beta-D-galactosyltransferase-like. The record is from RefSeq and is a predicted model, not a curated record. Lineage: Eukaryota; Viridiplantae; Streptophyta; Magnoliopsida; Solanales; Solanaceae. The coding region runs from base 1 to 1353 and encodes 450 amino acids. Gene Ontology annotation, molecular function: UDP-glycosyltransferase activity. The transcript is spliced from 2 exons.
AUGUCUAAUUUUCAUGUUGCUGUUAUAGCAUUUCCUUUUGCAACACAUGCUGGGCUUUUAUAUGGACUUGUUCAAAGGCUAGCAAAUACAUUACCAAAUGUGACAUUCACAUUUUUUAGCACAAAAAAUUCGAAUUCUUCGAUUUUUAAUUCACAAAAUUGUUAUAGUAACACAAAUGUUAAGCCCUACGAUGUCUCUGAUGGCGUCCCAAAGGGUCACGUGCUCGGAGGUGGUCUCGAGGAGAUUAUAGGAUUAUUCUUCAAAUCCGCGAAGCAAAAUAUUGAUAAUGCUAUGAUUUCUGCUGAGAAUGACUCAGGGAAAAAAAUUACAUGUGUUAUUGCUGAUGCAUUUAUGUGGUUUACUAGUGAUAUGGCUGAAGAGUGUAAUGUUAAUUGGAUUCCUGUAUGGACUUCUGCAGCUGGAUCACUAUCUGUUCAUGUUGAUACUGAUCUUAUUAGAGAAAAUGUUGGGAUACAAGGAAUUGAUGGACGUGAAGAUGAAGUUUUGAAUUUUAUUGCUGGAAUUUCUGAAGUAAGACUUGGUGAUUUGCCUGGUGGAGUUGUUUCUGGUGACCUAAAAUCGCCAUUUUCGAUGAUGCUUCAUAAAAUGGGAAAAACCAUAGGAAAAGGAAAAGCCAUAUCAAUAAAUUCAUUUGAAGAACUAGACCCUCAAAUGGUUCAAUAUCUCAAGUCAAAAUUCAACAAUAUUCUUAAUGUUGGUCCUUUUAAUUUAACUUCACCACCACCUUUAGCAAAUGUUGUAGACAAAUAUGAUUGUAUUGAGUGGUUAAAUCAUCAAGAGCCAAACUCUGUGGCAUAUAUUGGAUUUGGUACUGUUGCAACACCACCUCCUAAUGAGUUAGAAGCAAUGGCUCAAGCACUUGAAGACAAAAAAAUUCCAUUUCUUUGGUCAAUUAAAGAGAAUUUUAUGUCACAUUUUCCAAAAGGAUUCUUGGAAAAGACAAGUGAGUAUGGUAAAGUUGUACCAUGGGUACCACAAGUACAAGUUCUUGAACAUAGUGCCGUUGGAGUUUUUAUAAAUCACUCUGGAUGGAAUUCAGUACUCGAGAGUAUAGCGUCUGGGGUACCUAUAAUUUGUAGGCCUUUUUUCGGUGAUCAUCAUUUGAAUGCUUGGAUGGUUGAAAAAGUUUGGAAAAUUGGAGUGAAAAUUGAAGGUGGGGUUUUCACAAAAAGUGGUACAAUUGAUGCACUUGAAUUUGUUUUGUCAAAAAAUAAAGAGGAAUUGAAGGAACAAAUUGGGAUGUAUAAAGAACUUGCUUUGAAGGCUGUUGGAACAAGUGGGAGUUCAACUCAAAAUUUCAACAAUUUGGUUGAGAUUAUCACUUCUUGUUAGUGAAACUAUGAUAUAUUCUUGAAAAGGGGUUUCAAUGAUUAAUUAUUAAUUCCACUUUUUUUUUUAUAUAUAUAUGUAUCAAUUGUUAUCAUGAAUUGAUCAUCAAUAUUUGUCCAUGUAACAUUUGUUUUUUUGGGAAAACAUUUGUAAUCAAAUUGAAACUCA